UUGGUGUGCAGGCAGCCUUGAAGCAGCUCCCGAAGAACAAGGUCCCCAGCAUGGCUGUAAUGAUCAAGAGCCUGAGCAGGACCAACGUUGACGCUGGUGCCGUAUUCAGGGAUCCGACUGGAGAGAUGCAGGGCACGGUGCAUCGUCUGCUGCUGGAAGAGAGACAAAGCGAGCUCAGGCCGGGCUCGGUGCUGCUCCUGAAGCAGGUGGGCGUCUUCUCCCCGUCCCACCGCAACCACUACCUCAACGUUACCCCCAACAACCUGCUCAAGAUCUACCCGCCGGAGCCCGAGGGCAGCUUCUCGCAGCGGGAGGUCCCUGCGCAGGCAGAGCUACUCCCAGGCCACCUCACACACACCCCCCAGGGUGUCCCUGCCCCUGGGGACUGGGGACGAUUGAGGAGGGGCAGCCACGGCACAGAACAGUCUCGGGGGGGCUUCCCCCUGCACCCGCAGAGCCCCGGGCCCGGGCGAGAAGAGCCGGCGGGAGGUGACGGCGGCGACAUGGAUGACCUGGACGGGAUCCUGGGGGAGCUGCCUGAGGAUUUCUUCUCCUCUCCGGCCCAAGCUGACUGCUGCUGACCUCGGGGGGGGCUGUGGCACGGCUGUGGGGCCGGGGAGGUGGUUACUGCUGGCCCGGCCCAGGCUGUACCGUGGCUCAGCGAGGAUGCCAAGCAAGCAGGUGAAGCGCCGGCCGGUCGCCUGCUCCUUUCUCUGUUCAUCUGUUGUGUUUGUUCUGGAGCCAAGAGCUUGGGGGGGUGUGGGGUGUGGGGUGUGGAUGGACACGGCCUCAGCACCUGUCCCCACAGGGGGUCAGCCCCCCUCUGCUCCCAAACCCGCAUUAAAGGGCUGUUCUGUCCCUGCA
Molecule: messenger RNA, 864 nt
Organism: Tyto alba (common barn owl)
Lineage: Eukaryota; Metazoa; Chordata; Aves; Strigiformes; Tytonidae
Gene: HROB
Product: homologous recombination factor with OB-fold
Exons: 5
Coding region: 51-581 (176 amino acids)
Biological process (GO): recombinational repair
Source: RefSeq, a predicted model, not a curated record